GUUGGUACACCUGCGGGUUUCACGUUCAGAUAAUGAGUGAGAGAGCAAAAAUUGGAGAGAGGCUUGCAAACUUCACACACCAUGUAAUCCUUCCAUCAUGCACUAGAGUCUGCUAGAGUCUGUUUGGCGCAGCUUACAAGUUCGGAGUUCGGACGUGUUCGCCCCUUACUCAUAUUUUUGUAGCCGUCGAUUGCAUCACAAUCGGCCGCCGGGACAACGUCGUUGUCCUUGUGCUUUGCGUACUCAUCUAGCCUUCUGAUUAUGGUCGUAUCAUUCCCGCGUUACGGUAGAGGGACGGGUACCAAUAUUAUCUGAACUGAAAUCAUCGUACUAAAGAAUUGCAAAUCGAAAUAUGAUUUCGUGCAAUUUGUGUUUGCGUGAUCCAGUCCUAUCUCUCUCGCUUACGGCUGAGCGACGCACGUGACGUACAUCAACGACGCCAAUGCGAGGGCGAGGCUGUUUUCGCACUAUUCUUUGCAGACGAUGAUGUCGGGUAGCAGCGAUUCUGAAGAAUUUUUUGAUGCAGAAGACGACUCGUUUCAUCGCACGUCACGAAAAGUGAAACAGCGUGAUUCUGCUAGUGCUGAAAGUCAUACUGUGAAAACACAAGUUUGCAAACAAGAAGAUGAUUAUGUCUUCAUAAAACCUGUUGAACCAAAAUCAAUUAGUGAACCAAAGAGCCAUGUGUCUGCAGACUGUGGACAAACUAAAGAAAAACUUGACGAGGAUGAUAGAGAAUCUACUACAGACAAAAUUGUAGGUAGAAGAAGAUUUCGUGAACUUCGGCAACGCAUGCAAACGGAAGAUGACGAUAUUCCGAUCAACAGCUCUCCUCCGGAUAGCCAGACAUCUUCCAUCGAGGGUGUUUAUCCUACUCCUUCCAAAACGAGCCAUCCGUUCCGAAUUAUAGAGCAUGACACUCUUAGUUUACAAAGUAUGACCUCUUUAGGGCGAGUGGGCCGAAUUCUGGCAGGAGUUGCAGAUAACGCUUCUGGCGUACUUAUAUCUGGUAUAUCUCAGUGCCCUCCUUCUACCGCCCUUAUUCGCGAGGGUCAGAUGUCCUCCAUUGCUAGCAUUCCAAGCAAAGACGAGGACACAACCUCUGGUAAGGUGUCCCAGUCUUCCAGCGUCCUUACAUUAUCGGGGGAUGCCCUGCAGGAAUCCUCUGUUAACAAUAGAUCAAAUUACGCUUUUCACUCGCAAAGUGACAAGACUAUUACACUUCAAGAACCUGAUGUCAUUGCUAGUACAAAGAAUAAUGGAAAAUCAGUGGAAAAUGCUGUGAUGUCUGGUGUACCCGUUGCUCCACCGCGUCGUAAAAAAAAAACGAAGGCAAAUACAUCGGAUGAUCUUGCUCCUUCUGCAGAGACGCUUGUUCCUGCGUCGCCGCUUCCAAGUCCAGCGAGCACUAUAGAAUCAAUUACUCGAGAAUUUGAGCAUUCUCUUGAUAUCCGGUCUGCGACAAAAGGCCAAUAUGUCGUUAAGCCACAGGAUGAGGAUAAAUUAAAAGCAGAAGGUCCAUCUACCGAGGAACUAGAAAGAGUAGAAAGAAUGAAAGCAGAAUUGCUUAGUCGAUCAAAUGAAAAAUCUAGUAGUCCGUUAGGAUCAGCGUCGAGUAACAGUAUCGGCCGUUAUUCUCUAGGCCCACAUAAGCUUUCGAGCAUGAGCCCACAAAGUUCCAAAGAAAGACGUAAAUCUGCCGGUGAUCAGGAUAUGGUCAAGCAGUUAAAUAUGUUUGUAAGGACUAGGACGGAUUCCGGAAAGCGUCUUACUGAUAUGGAAAUCUUGGAACAAGUGCCUGUAACGAAUUUAGAUACGGGGGAACAGGUGCCAUUAAGUAUAGCAGAAGAUAAAUUACCGCAAUGUAUCAAUCCUUUGUCAUUACACAUUAUGAGACUCACUAAAUCUAAAUAUAUAAGCAAUUCUAGUCUCGAGAAGGAGAAAGAGAGCGACGAAGAGAGCGUGGACAGUAAAAUAUCUAGUAUACCCCCAGACGAAGAUGUAUCCGUAGAUAGAGUUCGUAAACGUACGCAAAAGUUGAAACGAUUCCUAGGAUCGACUGUAAAAAAGACGAUGGACAAAGCCAAAUCCAUUGCGCAAGAAGUUUCGCAUGCGAGACAUAAAGAGGAUGUUAUGGAUAUAGUAGAUGAAGUUUAUCCUGGUGAACAACAGUACAUAAAAUUGAAGGCAUCAAACAGCCAUAAAGGUCCGUACGAAUUUAGUUGUUUGCAACACGUUCAAGAUCUUAGUGGGGAACAUAUAGGACCCGUCUGGUGCAUGAAGUUUUCAGCCUGUGGUCGACUGUUAGCUACUGCGGGACAAGAUCGCGUUCUAAGGAUCUGGGUCCUACAAGACGCCUUCUCAUAUUUUCAAGAUAUGCGAACCAAGUAUAAUGCGGAAAAAGUUAGUCCUACUCCUUCGCAGGAAUCAUUAGUCUCACAGCAGUCAAUGGAAGAUCCUAAUGUCAUGGCUAGUGCCUUCAACGAGAUAGAAGGAACGAAAAGUCCCUUCAUGCCAAAACCAUUUUGCACAUAUACCGGCCAUACUUCGGAUUUGCUUGACGUGUCGUGGUCUAAAAACUAUUUUGUUUUAUCUUCAUCGAUGGACAAAACUGUACGGCUUUGGCAUAUAUCCCGCAAGGAAUGCCUAUGUUGUUUUCAACACAUUGAUUUUGUCACUGCUAUAGUAUUUCAUCCGCGGGACGACCGAUACUUUCUGUCAGGAUCACUUGAUGGCAAAUUACGCUUAUGGAAUAUUCCUGAUAAAAAAGUUGCAGUAUGGAACGAAGUGGAUGGACAAACCAAGUUGAUUACUGCGGCCAACUUUUGUCAAAACGGGAAAUUCGCUGUUGUGGGCUCGUACGAUGGUCGUUGCAUAUUUUAUAAUACCGAUCAAUUGAAAUAUCAUACGCAGAUACACGUUCGAUCGACAAGGGGAAAAAAUUCUACCGGUCGCAAGAUCAGCGGAAUCGAACCUAUGCCAGGAGAAGAUAAGAUUUUGGUUACGUCUAAUGACAGUCGUAUUCGUUUGUAUGAUUUGAGAGACUUGAACCUAUCAUGCAAAUACAAAGGAUACGUUAACGUCAGUAGUCAAAUUAAAGCGAGUUUCAGCCCAGACGGACAAUAUAUAGUUAGUGGUUCUGAAAAUCAGUGCAUUUAUAUCUGGAAAACCCAUCACGAUUAUUCCAAAUUUUCUAGCGUUCGUAGGGAUCGAAAUGAUUUCUGGGAGGGCAUAAAGGCGCACAAUGCUGUAGUAACAUGUGCCGUGUUCGCACCAAAUCCAGACAGUAUUAUCAAGCAGAUCGAAGCGAGAGAACAAUGGGAGAACAAGGAGGAACUGAAAGGCGUAUUGGAUACUUCCAAUAUCAUAGAUGUUCCUGUUGAUCCUGUUGUUGAGCAACGCACUAAAGGUUGUGGAGGCCAUGUUCUUGUAAGCGCCGAUUUCAAUGGUUGUAUCAAAGUUUUUUUAAACAAAACAAAACCAAAGCACAGCUCCCUACCAGCAUCUGCACUUGCGUAACGUAAUAUUAUCUAUGAAUCUAUGUGGCAGUCGUAUCAAUUAACAAGAUAUGUACGUAUCCUCACGUGUCCUGCAAACGCUUUUGCCUCCUUUCGCCUUGCGCGUAAUUUUUGGUUGUUUGUCUCGAUCGAGAAUUAUUGCAAUUAUGUAUAAAUUCUUUUUUUUUUUAUGGUAUUUUUAUGUUAAAUGUAAGAACAUUUGAGCCAUUUUGCGCGCACGUAUGUGCGUUUGUGUAAACAGUUUUAAAUGAUAAUAUAUGUUAAUGACAAAAAAUUUGUUUUGGAAUUGUUCUUACACGUUCAAGUUUAAUAACAAUUUACAUCUGUCAGUUCUAAACAUAAUAUGGGGACAACUAUAAUGCAAAUUCUACUGAACGUUUAUUACGUCAGGUAAAAUAAAUUUUGUGUAUCUUCGUAUUUCGGAUAUUUUCUCUCAAUCUAUAAAAAUUUGUAUUUGUAUUAAGGGAUACCGCGUCCUGAACUUGACUUGAUUUUGACAUUAAUAUAUGUUAUAGAGGCAAAGGUAUCGAUUAGUUAUAGAUAUAGUUUUAGUAUAGUUUUCAAGAUAUGCUAACAUAAAACUCAUUUUUAAAAUUUCAUUAUUUUCGUUAUGAUACCUUAUAUAUGAUGGUGUACUAUUCCGUAUGAGUUUGCAACUUUCUAUGCGUAGUAAGAUCCACUCUACUUUCCUCCUUAAGAAUAAAGUCUAUAAUUGUUCUGUUCCACAUGAGUUUGUGACUUUUCACGCAAAGUAAAAUUGAUUCCAUACCUCCCCCUACUUACAGGGCAAAUCAAGGUUUAUAAUUAACACAACUUGAAAACUUUCUACGGUCGCAAUUAGAUCUUUGUGCUUGUUUUUGUGUGAUUUUAUAAACCUUCCUCGAAUUCAAUGAACUGCGCGCCAAAUUGUUUUUUCAGUCAUAACACAGCUCUACAUUGAACAAGAUUAAGUAAUAUCACGUAUUAUUAAAGGUCUAUAAUUGUAUGGUUCCAUACGGGUUUUUGAUUUUUUAUAUGAAACGAGAUCCAUCUUACCUCCCACCAGUUUACGAAGCGAAACGCGGUCUAUAACUGUUUUGUUUAAAAAUGAAUAUAAAAACAGAUGUCGCAGAUGUAAAAUUAGUGAAAUGUAAUUUAUAAUUCAUAUUCAUUCACUAUUCAUAUAUAAGGUGCCAUAUAAUGAAAAUAAUAAAAUUUCAAAAAUGAGUUUUAUGAUAGUAUGUCUUGAAAAUUAUACGAGAUCGAUUAAUUUAUAAGAAAAAGUUGAUCUGUAACCUUGCCUUUAUAACAUGUAUCAAGGUCAUCGACGCGGUGUCCUUUAAUAUGCAUAAUUACUAAUUUUUUCCAUCUCUUACUUUGUUCAUAUAACGAUGAUGCUGGUCCACUAUUAAAAAAAAAGAUACUAAUAAGCCACGAGAAAAAAAUUUAUGAAAAUUAUGUCACAGGAUAUGUCAGUGAUACGUAACAAAUUUCGAAAUGUUUUCGUAAACUGUACGCACGAUAAAGAUACAAUGAAAACAAGAGCACCUUGGUAAAAACGAAGUAUAAAAGAAUGUACAGAUGAUUGCAAAAUAUCUCCAAAUAAGUCGUUUUAUUUGUUACAAGUUGGAUUCGCAAAUCUAUAGCAGUCAUUUUAUUAUUUAUUAACAGUAAAGUAUUAAAGAAUUACUAAUUUUUAUAAUACCUUUAUCAAAUCAGAUUUUAUAAAAUCCUAAUGUUUUCAAAUCUUGUUCUUCUUGAAUAUAGUAGUUGUAAAAUAGCAUAAUACAUCGAAGACAAUAUAAAAAAUUAUUAAAAAUUAAAAUAUGUGAUUGCGUUUUUUUUCUACAAAUUCAUCUUCCAUUUAGAAAACAUAAUUAAACGUUGUAUUUUCAUCAUAAAAUUUUAUUAGUCCAUAUAAAAUACACUACAAUUACAUAUUGUGCUAUACAUACAACACGCUAGUUUUCACUAUUAAGCAUACCUAUGUAGUUUACACCUCGUGCAUUGAUAUUUUACAUAAAAAUUGUUAUAUACUCAUGAUGUUCGCUAAUUUAAAGUUUAAUGUAGAAUAAGUUACACUGGAUUAUAAAAUUGAAAGAAAAGAAUAUACUUUCGCGUUCUGUCAAUUAUAGAAUGGAAAUUUAUGUAUGUAUGUGUAUACGCGCGCGCGCGCGCCCACACACACACACACACAUACACACACACAUACACACACACACACACAUAGGGAGAGAGAGUGGGGGGGGGUAACACCUAAUGUGAGUAUCGUUAACAUUGCAAAAUAUAAGCUCUUUGCAAAAAAA
Messenger RNA from Solenopsis invicta (red fire ant), 5803 nucleotides. Its product is annotated as WD repeat-containing protein 44. Lineage: Eukaryota; Metazoa; Arthropoda; Insecta; Hymenoptera; Formicidae. Gene Ontology annotation, molecular function: protein binding. The transcript is spliced from 6 exons. The record is from RefSeq and is a predicted model, not a curated record. Bases 484 to 3519 code for a protein of 1011 amino acids.